AAGAUCAAAGCAACCCACACAGACUAUUUUCGCUCUCUUCCUUCCCUGUCGUUGCGGGUGCAGGAAACCUCCCGACAAUGGCCGAAGAUGCGCUCGGCAACGGUGCCACAGAAGUAGACACAAAGGAACCAGCUCAGGAUAGAGUCGACCACGGGCAAGGCACGGAGGAAACAUGGACGAAGGAUUUACAGUCCCGAAUUGUGGCCGCUACGCGCGCUCGUGUUUCUUACUUAUUGCAGCAAUCAGAUUUUAUUACCUUUGAGGGUGUUAGGAGAUUGUUAGAGGAGGACUUGGGGUUGGCUAAAUAUGCGUUGGAUGCGUAUAAGAGUUUUGUCAGGGAAUGUCUUGCAGUGUCUUUAGAAGGUGUUGGUGAUAAUAUGUCCGAGGAUUCUGGAAAGGCUGGAAAAAAAGACACUGGUUCAACUGCAAAGGUAUCAGACUCACCUCAAGGAAUCAAGUCCCAGAAAGACGUGAAGGAAGCUUCCCCUGAAGAUGAAGGGAAAAUGGAGGGCUCUCCUGUGAUGGGUCUUCUUACAGCACAUAAAGCACCUAAGUCUGAAACAAAAGAAACACAACAUAAGGAAGAUAAAGAUGUCUCUGAGAGCAUGAUAAAGGAAGCCAUCAAGAAAAGAGUUUCCUAUAUAUUAACAAAUUCCAAGGAACUUACAAUGACUGGACUUCGUCGAAUUUUGGAGGAAGAUCUUACACUUGAUAGGCAUACUCUUGAUCCAUAUGGUGAUUUCAUACGCAGCCAGGUAGAUGAGGCGAUACAAGCAAAUGUAACUUUGGAACCUCUAACUGGGGUUGGAGAGAAAAAUCUUAAGAAGAAUUCCAAAAGUAAAGAAACUCAUAGUAAGGAAAGUAAAGGAGUCUCUGAGAGCGCAAUAAAAGAAGCCAUCACGAAGAGAGCUCCCUAUUUUCUGAAAAAGGCCGAGGAACUUACAAUGACUGAAGUCCAUCAAGUUUUGGAGGAAGAUCUUAAACUUGAUAAGCAUGCUCUUGACUCAUAUGACAAAUUCAUACAUGAGCAAUUAGAUGAAGCAAUACAAACUCAUUUGGCUUCAGAACCUCUGGCUGAGGUUGGGGAGAAAAAUCUUAAGGAUUCCAAACAUAAAGAAAGUCAACACGAAGAAAACAAAGAAGUUCCUGAGACCACAAUAAAGGAAGCCAUCAGGAAAAGAGUUUCUUAUAUAAAAAAAAAUUCAGAAAACCUUACAAUGACUGGAGUUCGACGAGUUUUGGAGGAAGAUCUUAAACUUGAUAAAUAUACUCUUGAUCCAUACAAGAGUUUCAUAACUGAGCAGAUAGAUGAGGUAUUACAAUCUCAUGAAGCUCCAAAACCUCUAUCUAGGGUUGGGGAGAAAAAUCUUAAGAAGAAUUCCAAAAGUAAAGCAUCUGAGGGAAGUUCUGAUUCAUUAGAAGGUGAGACUGAUGAGGAAGAACAUAAGGUGAAAUCCAAAAAGAAAAUUGUUCCAAAAACAAAAAUGCAGAAACCAGAGCGGCUUAAAAAACGGAGUAUACCUGAAAGUAAUACAAAAGCGUCUGCCAAGAAGAGGAUGAAGCCUUCACAAAAGAAUUCAGUGGAUGAUAUUAAUGCAGAAGACAGUGAAAUUAUCUCCGAUGAUAGCCAGCCUCAAUCAUCUGCUGAGAAGCCUAUGAAGAAAAAAGAAGUAUUGACUCCGGCAUAUGGAAAACAAGUAGAGCAUCUAAAAUCAGUUAUCAAAGCAUGUGGGAUGAGUGUUCCCCCUUCUAUUUACCGGAAAGUAAAGCAGGUUCCUGAUAACAAACGGGAGACCCACUUGAUAAAGGAACUUGAAGAGAUUCUUGCUAGAGAAGGACUGUCUGCAAAUCCUUCCGAAAAAGAAAUCAAGGGAGUAAGAAAGCAAAAGGAAAGAGCAAAGGAACUCGAGGGGAUUGACGUGAGUAAUAUUGUUUCAAGUUCACGCAGAAGGUCUGCCACCAGUUUUAUUGCUCCACCAAAGCCCAAAAUUCCAGAUGAAAAUAUUGUUGAUGAUUCUAAAGAUACUGAUAAUGAAAAUGAAGAUGAUGAGGGCGAUGAUGAAGACGAUGAUAAUAAUGACAGUGAUGAGAGCCACAGUGAGGAGUUUGAUGAGGAAGAGGAUGACGAGGAAAGUGAUUAAUCCAGUAUUAGAGUUCAAGAUGUCCAAGAACAAGAUGUUUGGGGCAGUUAGAAAAAAUAGAUGUAUUAUUAUUUUUAUUUUAGAUAAAUUUCUUUUUGUUAUUCUAAUAUGUGGAGUUGGUGAGGGAUCCAGGAUCUAUCUCUGCUUGGGCUUGUCAUUGGUAUGAUGAUCCAUGAACAGAGAUUCGUAGAAUUGUGCAGUAUUAGUUUGAUCCAAAAGGUGUGUUCUAAGUUUAAGACAUUUUUCAGUUGUAAAUAUGCUGAUGGCUUGUGAAAACAGUCAGAACUGUUCAUGUUGACCAUCGUUAAUUUCUUUUUCGACUCACAUUAUUUACCCUGAUUGAUGGAUCUGAGGUCUAUUUUUAAGAGGAAGCUAAAUCUAUUCGAACC
Molecule: messenger RNA, 2530 nt
Organism: Carica papaya (papaya)
Lineage: Eukaryota; Viridiplantae; Streptophyta; Magnoliopsida; Brassicales; Caricaceae
Product: translation initiation factor
Cellular component (GO): nucleus
Source: RefSeq, a predicted model, not a curated record